Hippopotamus amphibius kiboko is the source of this 8187-nucleotide messenger RNA. It is a transcript of the gene SAMD4B, whose product is annotated as sterile alpha motif domain containing 4B. The record is from RefSeq and is a predicted model, not a curated record. NCBI's taxonomy places the organism in Eukaryota, Metazoa, Chordata, Mammalia, Artiodactyla, Hippopotamidae. Gene Ontology annotation, biological process: regulation of mRNA stability; negative regulation of translation; nuclear-transcribed mRNA poly(A) tail shortening. The coding region runs from base 3794 to 5881 and encodes 695 amino acids. Gene Ontology annotation, molecular function: translation repressor activity; protein binding; mRNA binding. Gene Ontology annotation, cellular component: P-body. The transcript has 15 exons.
GACCACCGCUGAUAUUUCCACGUCUGCUCCACACCCCGUCCUACGCCUCAGAAAUCUUCCUCAGAGAACCCCCCCUCUGGCCCCAGAUCCCCCAUCCUCCUCCUGCGUCCAGAAAUAUUCCCCCGGGGCCACUCCUCAUAUUCCAACGAUAUGUGUCAGAUAUCUUCUCCAGGAGCCUCCCUCGUAAGCCUUAAAAAUCUCCUUUAGAUCAGAGAUUCCCCGAAAUACCCUCCAGACCCCGUACAUUCCAGAAAUCUCCCCCAGCGACGUACUUCACACAUCCCAACAAUCUCCCCUAGACUUCCUUCUCACGUAUCCCAAGAAUUUUCCCUCCCACCUACCCCCAUUCCAGAAAUUGCCUUGGAGAUUUUCCACUUAUAGCCCCCAGUCUCAGAGCCCCUCCCCCUGGAAUCCUCCAGAAUGCCCCUGAUGUCCCCUGCAGAUCUUCCUCAGAGAUUCUCUGAAAUGGCCUCAGAUUCUCAGAACUCACCUGGAGCCCCCACCCAACCCCCAAUCCAUCUCCCAUAUAUGCUCCCCCUUCACACGUCCUGAAAGUCAUCCCUUUGGACCCUUCCACAGGUCCCAAAAAUCUCUCCCAAAGACCUUCUCGUGUUCCUCAAAUCUCACCACCCUUUUGAAAUGCCCUAGAGAUCACCCUUACAUACCCCAGAAAUCUUCCCCUGAGACCCUCCUCGCUUAUCCCAAAAAUCUCUUCCAGAGAUUCCCUGAAAUCUGUGGAGAACUGUUCUACCACAUUCCACAAGCCUCUUGCAGAACCUCUUUUAUGUAUCCCAAAGCUUUCAUGGUAACCCACACAAAAUGCUCCAAAAAUUGCUUCCUUGGGAUUGCAAAAGGUUUCCUCAUAGUUUCUCUGUGAUAUUUUUUAGAAUUCCCCCUUAGAAUCCCCCUUUCAAAAUCCCACCUUCUAGACCUACUUUCAAAUGAACUUUUCUCCUCACAACCCCUGUAAACCCUAAGACCCUCUCUUGUGAAGACCCGUCUGAGAUGCAGUUUUUCAAGACUUCCUCAUGUCUUCACAGAGACCCCAGCAACUCUCUCGAGCCCUCUGAGAUAUACCCUUGAAAUCCCUCCCAGAGACCCUUCCAACACCCCUUGAAUCACCACUUAGAGACCUCCUACCUAAGAGACUUUUCCUAGGUAAUUCCCUCCCUGAACUCACCCUCACAGCUUCCCUCAAAUCCUCUAGAACCCUCUGCAGAAGACCCUCAUCACCACCCAGUCUCCCCUCAAAAUAACUCUGAGCUCCUUUUCUUAGAAAGUCCCAGAAUUCUUUCUGAAAAACUCUCUAUUCUGACAUUCCCACAUUCCCCCAGAAGACCCACCUUCCCCAUAUUGCCUGUUGAGAACUUUAUUCAGAGAUCUCUCUCGAGAGUUGUUCCUAAAAAGACCUGUCAUCCAGCUCCAGUAAAUCUAAGAUCUCUCACAGAAGACCACACCUCCACAGACGCCCUUUAGAACAUUUUCUCCAAAGUUGCUGUGCAUCAACAGCCCCAGCACUUUAUGAGAGACUUCCUUAGAACACUCUCUCAGAUUCCCCCUCGGACAUCCCUAAGAGUCCUUACUCAGAGCCCUAUCAGAUACACUCCUUUUAGAACCCCCAUUUACAUCCUCAUCUCCACCAUUCUCUUUCCUCUGAAAUCAACUUAGAGAUCCUUCUCAGAUCUGAGCCUCCUUCCCUCAUUAUCCCACCAUAGACCCUCAGCGUCCUAUGGACUCCCCCUCUCAAGAGCCUCUAUGUCCCCUUGUAUUAAACAGAUCCUCAAGAGAUACCCUCACCUCUUGAAAUCCUCAGCCCUCAGAUCUUUCUUUCAGACCAUUUUUCUUAGGUUCUAUCUUCAUAGACCCCUCCUCCCUUUAUAUCUUCCUUCAGAGAGAUAGAGAGACCCUUAACACCCUCCUUAGACUCUUCUUUUGUUUUAAAAGGUCUUUAUUUAUUUAUUUUUGGCCAUGCUGUGAGGCUUAUGGGAUUUUAGUUCCCCCACCAGUAAUUGAACCCAGGCCUUUGGCAGUGAGAGCACAGAGUCCUAACCACUGGUAUUCCCACCCUCCCUAGACUCUUCUUGAGGACUCCCUCAGUUUUCCUCUCAGAAGCCUUCUCCUUCCUCUUUUCACUUUGAGGGCCUUCUCACAAAAGAAUCCCUCCCCCUGUAGUAGUGGUUCUCAGAGUGUUGUCCCUGGACCAGCAGCAUCAGCAUCACCUGAGAGCUUGUUAGAAAUGCAAAUUCUUAGGUCCCUACUGAGACCUACUGAAUCAGAAAAUCUGGGAGUAGGGCCCAGCUGUCUGAUUUUAGGAACCUUCUUGGUGAUUCUGAUGCAUGCUCAAAUUUGAGAACCACUGCCCUCUAAGAGGAAUUCCCUUUCUCCACAAAAAGCUCCUCGAAAGAUGUCUUAGGGUAUGCCUCUGUGCCCUACUUCCCACCCCCCUUUUCUUGAGAGUCCCCGUUGUGUAGUACCCACCCUCCAGAAGAUUCCUUACCCUCCUUGAAAGGUGUCUGGCUUCUCCACAAGGUUACCCCACCAUCUGAGCGAUUACUUCAGAUUCUGCCUUUGAGUGGUUCCCUUUCAGAUCCUCCUCAGCAUUGUCUCUUUUUGGCUUCUCCUCCACCCCUCCGUACUAUCCCCUGUCCUUCGGUGCUUCUGCUUCAGGUUGCUCCCUCCUUGAACACAGGUCCAUCUCUUCUCCUUAUCUAUUCCUCAUCUAUCCUUCUUCACAUAGGCACCCUCCCCUUAAGGCACUUCCCAGUCUUUUCAUUCUCUGUGUCUUACUGCCCAGAGCCUUCCAUUGCACUUCUUAGAGUGCCGCUCAUCUUCUCCCUUGUAGUUUUUUAUGUACUUGUCCACUCACCCUCACUGGACUGGGACUUUGGAAAGUACCGGGAUGUAACUUAUUCUUCUCUGAAUCCCACAAGGUGGGAUCUUCCCUCUGUGAGUUAUUGGGAGUCAUUGGUUAAUGGGCAGCUUCCUGCAUUUGGUCAGAGAUCUCAAAGUUCCUUAGAUCUCAUUCCCUAUUCAGGUUCAACACACCUUCCCCACCCCCUCCUCUCCUCUUACCUCCUUUAUUCUCUCUACCCUGCUCCUUUUGCCUCUCCUCCUAAGAGAGGUUGUCUACCCCACCUUCUCUCAUCCGGAACUUUUCUUUGUGCUGUCUCCUGAUUUUGAGGUACCCCAUGUCUUAUUCCUGGGGAUCUGCCUCACCCCAUCCUAGUUGGCUUCUCACCACCCCCUUCAGCCUUUAUAGGUGUGGGGCCUCCUCGGGACUUUCAGCUUUCUCCAAGGAUUUUUGUUUCUCUCUAAGUUUGAGAAGAAUAAACACAUCACAAGCUUCAUCCUCAACUGGUUUCUGCUUUGUGACAACAAAGAUGGCCCUCAGCAACCCCAGGCAUACACCCUACGUCCUUAGCAGCCUCAGUGGAAAGAGAACUCUCUCCUGAAAGCCCCAGUUUGAAAACAGUUUCUUCUCUGAAUAAGUGUGAAAUGGUGACGGAAGAUCCUUUGAGACACAUUUAGGAUCCUUCUCACUACAGUGUUCCAGGCAGCCACUACCGAUCGAUUGGAGUUAGCCUGUGAGGGGCCUGGAGAGGCGUGGCUGGACCAAGACCUCCCCCGAUGUGAGCAGGUGUCUUCCCCGCACCACCCAUUGCCACCACGCCAGGGAACGUCCUCAAGCCCUGGCCCUCAGGGGAGAGGUAACAGGAGCCCGGAGCCGAGACCAUGUGACGGCGCUGGCCCUCGCCACCGCCGUCCCCCCCACCCUGGCCCCAGGCCCGGCACCAUGAUGUUCCGAGACCAGGUGGGCAUCCUCGCUGGCUGGUUCAAGGGCUGGAAUGAGUGUGAACAAACAGUGGCCCUCCUGUCACUUCUGAAGCGGGUCACCCGUACCCAGGCCCGCUUCCUGCAGCUCUGCCUGGAGCACUCACUGGCGGACUGCAAUGACAUUCACCUGCUGGAGUCAGAGGCCAACAGUGCUGCCAUCGUCAGCCAGUGGCAGCAGGAGUCCAAAGAGAAGGUGGUGUCCCUCCUGCUGUCCCACCUACCCCUGCUUCAGCCGGGCAACACGGAGGCCAAGUCGGAGUACAUGAGGCUGCUGCAGAAAGUGCUGGCCUACUCGAUUGAGAGCAAUGCCUUCAUUGAGGAGAGCCGCCAGCUGCUCUCUUAUGCCCUCAUCCACCCGGCCACCACGCUGGAGGACCGCAAUGCGCUGGCCCUCUGGCUGAGCCACUUGGAAGAGCGGCUAGCUAGCGGCUUCCGCACCCGGCCUGAGCCCACCUACCACUCGCGUCAGGGCUCAGAUGAGUGGGGUGGUCCUGCAGAGCUGGGCCCUGGGGAGGCAGGGCCAGGCUGGCAAGACAAGCCACCCCGGGAAAAUGGACACGUGCCCUUCCACCCACCCAGCUCAGUGCCGCCAGCCAUCAACAGUAUUGGGAGCAACGCAAACACAGGUCUCCCCUGCCAAAUCCACCCCAGUCCGCUGAAGCGCUCCAUGUCGCUCAUCCCCACGAGCCCCCAGGCCCCUGGUGAGUGGCCGAGUCCAGAGGAGCUUGGGGCCCGGGCUGCUUUCGCCACGCCCGACCACGCACCCCUCUCGCCCCAGAGCAGCGUGGCCUCCUCUGGCAGCGAGCAGACGGAGGAGCAGGGCUCCAGCCGGAACACUUUCCAGGAGGACGGCAGUGGCAUGAAAGAUGUGCCCUCAUGGCUCAAGAGCCUCCGCUUGCACAAGUACGCAGCCCUCUUCUCACAGAUGAGCUAUGAGGAGAUGAUGACACUGACUGAGCAGCACUUGGAGUCUCAGAAUGUCACCAAAGGUGCCCGCCACAAGAUAGCCCUGAGCAUCCAGAAGCUGCGCGAGAGGCAGAGUGUCCUCAAAUCCCUGGAGAAGGAUGUGCUGGAAGGCGGGAAUCUGCGAAACGCUCUGCAGGAGCUUCAGCAGAUCAUCAUCACCCCCAUCAAGGCCUACAGUGUCCUCCAGGCCACUGUGGCCGCUGCCACCGCCACCACCUCUACUGCCAAGGAUGGGGGCCGGGGAGAGCCACCACUUCCAGGUGCUGAGCCUCCCCUGGCUCACCCUGGCACAGACAAGGGCAGUGAGGCCAAGGACCCUCCAGCUGCAGAGAGCUACCCCCCUCCACCAGCUCCAGCUCCCACUGAUGGCAGUGAGCCAGUCCCAGCUCCCGUCGCUGACGGAGACAUCCCCAGCCAGUUUACACGGGUGAUGGGCAAAGUGUGCACCCAGCUGCUGGUGUCCCGACCAGACGAGGAGAACAUCACCAGUUACCUCCAGCUCAUCGAAAAGUGCCUGACUCAUGAGGCUUUCACGGAGACGCAGAAGAAACGGCUGCUGUCCUGGAAACAGCAAGUGCUGAAGCUCCUUCGGACCUUCCCGCGCAAAGCUGCACUAGAGAUGCAGAACUACCGGCAGCAGAAAGGCUGGGCGUUCGGCUCCAACUCACUCCCCAUAGCUGGCUCUGUGGGGAUGGGGGUGGCCCGGCGGACCCAGCGGCAGUUCCCAAUGCCUCCCAGGGCCCUUCCGCCUGGCAGGAUGGGCCUUCUGAGCCCCUCCGGCAUUGGGGGCAUCUCCCCUCGACAUGCCCUCACCAGCCCCAGCCUCGGAGGCCAGGGCCGACAGAACCUGUGGUUCGCCAACCCUGGAGGCAGCAACAGCAUGCCCAGCCAGAGCCGCAGCUCUGUGCAGCGCACACACUCGCUCCCGGUCCACUCAUCGCCCCAGGCCAUUCUCAUGUUCCCUCCAGAUUGCCCGGUCCCUGGGCCUGACCUGGAGAUCAAUCCCACUCUGGAGUCUCUGUGUCUGAGCAUGACAGAACACGCCUUGGGUGAUGGGACAGACAAAACCUCCACCAUCUGACGGGACCCACAGCCCAGCGCACCCAUAGGCUCCCCGGGCGGCGGGGGGGGGCCAACCCCCAACGGGCUUCUCCGCGACAGCGAGAGGGUGGGCUGGCUCAGCUAUACAUUCUAAUAUUUUUCUACUCUCUCACCCUUUUAACUUUUGUUUAACAUUGGCACAUGCCUUGCUCACUCCCAGGCCCGUCGAGGGAUCUCUGCUGAGGCCCAGGGAGGUAGGGGGCAGCCAGGAUAAAGAGGGCAGGGACUGGCCAGCCUGCCUGCCCACCUUCCUUCCUUCAUCCCCCACCUGGCCCCGUCCCACCCCUGCCUCCUCCAGACUGCUGGCCACCUGCCCCUCCCAAGGAAACAGUCUCCCCCAGAGACUCAUUGACCCACUGUCUUGUGGGGCCUGCUCAGAACCAUCUGACAUUUGGGGAGAGAUGAGUGGGGUAGAUAAUCUCCUGAAUGUUAUUUGAGAGGAGCUGAGGAGAUAAAGGCGGGUGAGGAGAGGAACGUGUCUGUCUUUCCUCUCUCUCUCUUUCUCUCUCUCCCCUCCUCCCUCUCUUUCCCUCUCUCCCCCCGCCCUUCUCUCCCUGGCUCCCAUACCUCCUUACCCCUUUCUUCUCCUUCCCCAUUCCCAUCAUUCCCCUUCCCCAAGGACAGGAGCCACCCUCCUCUCACUCACCUCCUUUUGCCCUGUUUAUCAGAGGUUCUCUGCAAUUAAUUUCUUAGGCCUAUUUAAGAUACAUAUUUAUAUAGUUCUUAACGGUUUUUCUCUCUGAUCAUUCCCUCUCAUUUUUAGAAUCCCCAGGCCUCUCUCUGAGCCAAGUGGCAGGGGGAGCCUGAAUUUUACGAGGGGAGAGGGCAGAGCCCCCUCCUCCAGACCCCCUAGCCCUUCCCCACUUCCCCCCAGCCCUGGUUCCCCAGAUGCAGAGGUUGAAGGCCGGGAGCCAGGGCAGCCAGUGAGGUCAGGAAGUCUGUUGCCUUAAUGUCUCCUUCCCCCACCAACACAAAUCCUUCUCCACUCCCAGGUCUGGUUGCUGAAAGACUUGGGGGUAAGGAAUAAGGGAAAGGGGAUGGUUUUUGGUUUCUUUCCCUACCCCAUCCCCUUUUUUUUCACCCUUACCCCACCCCCACCCCCAUUCUGUCAUGACCUCACUUAAGUGGAACACUAUAUCAUAACCCAGAGAUUCGUCCCAGCCCCAGACAUACAGACCCUCUGGUCCCUGUUCCUACUGAGGGAUUGUGUUGGGGCUUAGGUGGAGGGGAGGGGGUUUUGGGGGUUCAGGCUGUGGGGAAGCCAGGGUCCCCUAUUCCAACCCCCUGUCCCCCUCAACUCACUCCCCCUCACUGGGACAUUCUCAAGCUUUUCACACCGAAAAGGAAAAAAUGUUAUUUUUAGAUACAUUUUAUGAAUAACUUUUGUUAUGAAUAUGGCUGGUAACCAUUGUGUAUGUUAUUAAAGAUACAAAAUGUUGGGAAAAAACAAAAAACCAAAAAAAAAAAAUUUUAAAACCACCGCCCUCCCUGCACUCACCCAUUCCCCAGAUCUUCUUCCCUCUGCCCUCCUGGUCUGGACCUCCCUCAACUCUGAGCCCAGGGAGGGGGAGGAAGCCAGGGGGUGGGGUGGCCCUGGGGACCUGUUCUAGGUCCCCACCUCCUCUCCCAGUGCCGGGCUGGGUGGGGUGUCAGGUUUAUUUAUGUACCUCUUGCACACUCAUCAACCUAUGCAAGUCCCCCACCCCGGCCCCUCCAUGUUUCUGUGCCUUUGCUCAUUCCCCUCCAACUCCCAGGGCUUCUCCAAUCCUCCUCCUAGCCCGGGGAAGUGGGAUGGACAGGGGCCACCUCGUUUUGGAAUCAGCAGGGUGUCCCUCUUAGAGACCCUCACCUCCUCCCAGCCAGUCCUGUCUUGUUCACUACCCAUCAGGGUGAGCUGGGUCUGCCUGGCACUGGGAGGUGGUGAGGGACACCCCCACACAUAGUGGGAGGCAAGAGCUGCCCCCCCUCCCCCACCUGUCAGCAGAGUGUGCAGGACGCAGGCGGCCCCACUCUGAUAGGCAGGACCCUGACCCACUCCCACCCCUCCCCAGCCCCUGCUCCUCCACCAUGAUUUCACCCUCCCUUCUAUUCCCAGCCCCACUGGCAGAAUCAGCUUUGAGUAACUGUACAGUUUUUCUCGCUGUUGGAGAAGACUUAUUUGUUGGAGUUUCACUUGUUUAAUGGUCUGGGCUUAUUUUGGAAAAAAAAAAAAAAAAAAAAAACCACCAAAAAGGAUUCUGACCUUUGUUAUGCUACAUUUUAUGAAAAACCUAGUGACCCUGCCUU